This is a messenger RNA of Osmerus eperlanus (European smelt), 1281 nucleotides long. RefSeq names its product N-acylethanolamine-hydrolyzing acid amidase-like. Gene Ontology annotation, cellular component: lysosome. The record is from RefSeq and is a predicted model, not a curated record. Bases 55 to 1110 code for a protein of 351 amino acids. The transcript has 11 exons. Gene Ontology annotation, molecular function: fatty acid amide hydrolase activity. Gene Ontology annotation, biological process: fatty acid metabolic process. Lineage: Eukaryota; Metazoa; Chordata; Actinopteri; Osmeriformes; Osmeridae.
AAAUGAUUACUGUUAUAGGCUACCCCGUGUCUGACUCUUGCAGUGACGGUAGGAAUGAUGUUUAGUGCACUGCUUCUCCUCAGUCUAGUGUUAAGUACCUCAUGCUUUUAUCCACCUGUGGUCAACAUUAGCUUGGAUGACCCCCCAGAAGUGCGAUGGGCGCCACUAUUGAAAGUGUUUGACGUGACCGAACUGAAUAAAGCAGCUGCUGAGGUUAUUGAUUCUACUGUUCCAAAAUGGGUGCAUCAAGCGUUGGCUCCAGUUGUGGUGGCUUUGGACAAGUACAUUCCUUCACCAUACGCCGGAGAGAUCCGUGGAAUGGCAUCACACUUCGGAGCAACCCUUUCAGAUAUCAUAAUUCUCAACUUUGCUUAUGAAAUAUCUGCAUUCUGCACUAGUAUUGUGGCUCAGGACACAAGUGGUCAUGUGUACCAUGGCAGGAAUCUUGAUUACCCACAUGAUGUUCUCAGGAAUCUAACCAUUAACAUUAUCUUUCUAAAGAAUGGAGAGGUGGCUUACCGAGGAACCUCUUUUGCGGGUUAUGUUGGUCUGUGGACUGGACAAAGUCCUAACAAGUUCACAGUCUCUGGAGACCAGCGCGGUAAGGAGCAUUGGUGGGAGUGGUGGAAGAACAUAGUUUCUGCUUUCCUGUUAAAAAGAUCUCCAGUCAGCUGGUUGGUAAGAGAGACAUUGGAGGAAGCAACAGACUUUCAGGAUGCAGUCAUGCGAAUGUCCAAAAUCCCUAUUAUCACGGGUGUUUACUACAUAGUUGCUGGUGUUCGGGGUGGUGAAGGGGUGGUCAUCACCAGGGACAGGCAAGGCCCAGCUGAUAUUUGGCCUUUGGAUCCUUUAAAUGGACGAUGGUACAGAGUGGAAACCAACUUUGACCACUGGCUUCCACCCCCCUCAAGGGAUCAUCGAAGAGAUAUUGCCAAUAAGGCAUUAAAUGCCACGGGUCAAGAAAAUAUCAACAUAGACACACUUUUUCAGGUUUUGUCUGUGUAUCCAGUAUGUAAUGGAAUUACAGUAUAUACAACAACAAUGAGUGCAGCCUUCCCUGAUAACUACACGUCAGUUAUUAGACCACAGGGUUGCCACAAGACUGAUUAAAUUGCUUGACCUUCCAGGUGGUUCUCAUCUUGUUAGUACUGUAGUGUACAUCAUACUGAUGCAUAAAGCUGAUGUGUUGGUGGCUCUGAUAAUACACAUUGGUAUGUGAUGUAAAGGGAGAUUUACAGACAUGUGAGCCAUUCAUAAAUGUUAAUUAAAAUCAUCUGCUUA